Molecule: messenger RNA, 4866 nt
Organism: Saccostrea cuccullata (small rock oyster)
Lineage: Eukaryota; Metazoa; Mollusca; Bivalvia; Ostreida; Ostreidae
Exons: 2
Coding region: 1-4866 (1621 amino acids)
Source: RefSeq, a predicted model, not a curated record
AUGGCUAAAGUUGUUCAGAUGCCAAGGAAAAAGACCUUGUGUGGUAGGGAGAAUCGUGAUAAAGCUAAGUUACGUAUGAGGGAAAAGAGGCAGCAACGGUCCCUUCCCUUGUCAGAUGUCCUACCAGAUGACACCAAAGCAGUAUCUGAUGUCCCUUGCAGGACAGAAGAUGGGGUUGUUACAGCUCCACCCGGUAAUCUUCCGGGGCAAGGCUUUAUAGGGUUGCCGCCUUUUGAGGGAAAACCCUUGGCCAGGAUGCAGGCCUCUCUUCGUGAGAAAAUGCAUCCAACUGCCCUGAGUAAUGCAUCUUCUCAGGGAAGUCGUCUGUGUGCCCGAAACGGAGGCAUGGCACCGUCCCCUGACUCCCCACCGUGGGUUUGUACCUCGCCGAGGGUACCUGAGCCGGACACCGUGCACGUGUCUGGCUCAGCAGGUCAGGCGCAGCUGGAUAUGUCAUCUUCCAAGGGGGAUGAGUCCAGCAGGAGAUUGAUUGAUGCAAACCAGAGUAAAAGAACGAGAUCUAAAAGGAAUACUAAAAGGAAUUUACAUGAUGAAAAUGAGAAUUUAGAAAAUGAGAAUUUGUACAAUUUGUAUGAGAACAGUAAAUCAGAAUGUAGAAUUCAAAGACAUUGUAAUGGUGGACCAGUUGAUGCUGAUGCUUGUAUUGGUGAUAGCGGACCAGUAACAACAAUCAAGGUAUCUGUUCAAGGUUCUUUUCAUCAGGGUAACUUGAUGUUUGGCGAAAAUGCAGGAACACAAUGUGUCGCAAACUCCUUAGCAGCAUUAGCAUAUCAUAAAAUAAAAAACUCAAAACAAUGGCAAACUUCAGAUAUGAAUAAAGUGUUGGAAACAGGCGAUGAGCUUUACACAUACUUGCAGCGUAGUUCAACCAUUGUUAGUCGAUAUCUUUUAGUUGAUGAGUUGCCGCAAUUUUUUGAGUGUUUUGAUACAAUGUUCGAGUUCAAAGCACAUGAACCUUUAUGCAGUCUGAUAAAUUUGUCUGAUGCAGAGCCCAAUUAUGAUGAAUUUAAUGCACAUUCAUUGUUAGAUGCACUGCAGAUUGCUCUUGGAGAAUCAAGUGGGUGUUUUGUGUGUUUCAGGGGAAAUACAUUUCUGGUUGGAAAAACAGAAGAUGGUUAUUUUACAUUUGAUUCACAUUCAAGAACAUCAUCAGGGUGUAUGAGUUCAAAUGGAAAGAGUACAAGGAUACUAUAUCAAUCAGUUUACAACAUUUGCAAUCACAUUUUGUCAUUAGCAUUAUCAAUGGGAUUUUCUGGAAUUACUCAAUGUGAAAUAACAAGGGUGGAUUGUUCAGUUAGGCACUUUGCAUCUACUGAUAAAACUGAGCACUUAGAAAUCGCUCAGAAAAAUGAAGACCCAAAUAUGGCAUUCCAAGAAAACGCAAACAUUUCUAUUGUACAUACUGAGUCAGUUGAGGAUGAUGAUGUUGAAUUUGUUUACUACAGUGAAAGUCAAAAUAUUACAUUUUUUCCAAUAUCUCAAAGUAUAAAAGAACAGCUUUGUCAGAUUAUGGGAAUACCACAUUCAAAUAGAAUUGAUAAUGAUGUACAAAAUUGUCAUGUUCGAGAGGUGGGUGCACCUAUUGAGUGUGUUGAAAUUCAAAGGGAUGGUAAUUGUUUCUUCAGAGCUAUUUCAUUUUGUUUGACUGGAUUGGAGGAUUAUCACUAUGCAAUUCGAUCAAUAGUGUGUCGACACCUUCUCCGCAAUAGUAUAUUGUUCAAACCUUUUGUUAGACAGGCAGAAAGUUCUGUAGAAAAUCAUUUUUCUCUAACAAACAUGUCAAAUGAUGGUUCGUGGGCAACUGAACUAGAAAUACUUGCUGUUUGUCAUCUAUUGAGCAUUGAUAUACACACAUAUACAGAAAAUCAUUGGAUUACAUACUCAAGACAAUUGAUGGAACCUACUACGAAUAUUCAGUCUAUAGGGUCAAUUUAUCUAGAUCAUGAGAAUCUGAAUCAUUAUAAUGUAGUGCUGACAGUUGCUGAGAAUGAAAAAAUUGGUCCCAUAAAAACACAUACUGGUAAAGAGGAAUACAGGAAAAGAUGCAGAAAUCGAAACCGCAUGAGGAAUGUACGUGUCAUUUCAUCAACAAACAAAUUAGGCAAAGAUCAUGAAUUCAAACUGAAGAAUGUAAAUUGUAAGGAAAAGAGAUUAAGAUCAAAAAAUCUUAAGUACAAGAAUGACUUGGAAUUUAGAUUAAAGGCAAUCGCAGAUGGAAAAUAUAGAUAUAGAUGUAAUGAAAUUUACCAAGCAAAAGCAAAAGAAAGGAGUGUGGAAAAAUACUCUUUGGAUGCAGAACACAAGUCGACACUGAAGGAGGCAAGCAAAAGAAAGUAUAAAACUGAUGAAGAUCAUAAACAAUAUAUGAAGAAAAGAAGCAUUGAGAAAUAUAGUUCAGAUGUAGUGCAUAGAGAGAGUGUAAAAGAAAGAAGUACAGAAAAAUACAAGUGUGAUGAAGUACACAGAAUGAAUGCUAAACAAAGAAGUACAGAGAAGUACAAGAAUGAUGAAGUUCACCAAAUGGAUGUUAGACAAAGAAGUACAGAGAAGUACAAGAAUGAUGAAGUACACCGAAUGGAUGUUAGGCUAAGAAGUACAGAGAAGUACAAGAAGGAUGAAGUACACCGAAUGGAUGUUAGGCACAGAAGUACAGAGAAGUACAAGAAUGAUGAAGUACACCGAAUGGAUGUUAGGCACAGAAGUACAGAGAAGUACAAGAAUGAUGAAGUAUAUAAACAGAAGGUAAAGACAGAUAAUAAAAUAAAAUAUCAUUUUAGUGCUGAUGAGAAAAAGAAGAAAAAAGAGACAGUUUUUAAUCAGAGAAGAGCACUGAAAGAAAAGCUUGAAGAUGAAGAAGAAGUUUUGGCAUUUUUCAGAGAAAGUGUAAGAAAUGGUCCAGAAUACACAUGUUGCUGUUGUCAUCGUUUAUUGUUUCAACACCAAGUUCAAGGAUGUACUCUUGAAAUGUACAAAGAAAGAAAUCAAGCACGUGAAAUAGCAAAGGAAUGUAUACAAAAGCAAUAUUGUCAUGAGUGUACAUUGUCUUGUCCAAUGCAUUGUGCACAGUCAUCAUUGUGGAUAUGUUUUACUUGUCAUAGGAAAAUAUUAAGUGGUAAUAUUCCAGCAGAAGCAGCUGUUAAUAAAAUGUCACUGGAGGAAAUUCCUAAUGAUUUAGGUAAUUUAAACAGUUUGGAGCAGCAUUUAAUUGCUUUGCAUAUCCCUUUUAUGAAAGUUAUGGCUCUUCCAAAAGGUGGUCAAAGAAAUGUACAUGGGCCCGUUGUUUGUGUGCCAUCAAAUAUAAAAAAGGCAACAAGUUUACCAAGAAGUCACGAUGACAAUCUCUUGUUAAGAGUUAAACUGAAACGCAAACUAGCUUACAAGGAAUAUUAUGAAUACCAAUUUGUCAAUCCAAAUCACAUAAACAUGGCUCUUGAUUAUUUAAAGAAAAAGAACAAAUGGUAUCAGGAUGUUAAAAUCAAUACCAAUUGGGAGGAAAAUAGUGACCAAAAUGAUUUGCUACCUGAUGAGACUACUGAAUAUGAAGACGAGGAAAUGAAAGAAGGUGAGAUUGAUCAGACUUCAGAGGUUGUUACUGAUACAUGCUUACAGCCUGUGGAUGUUGCGCAAGAAGUUCUCGAUCAUUACUUUGACGAUAUUUAUAAUAUAGCACCAAGUGAAGGAAAAAAUCCAAUUCGAAUGUUGCAAGAAGAAGGUAACAAAGCAAAGACUUUUCCACAUUUAUUUCCAAGUGGAAACUUUUCCUGGAAUGAAAAUCGAGAUGUAAAGAUAACUCUAUCAAGAUAUUUUAACAACAGACUUAUGAAUGCAGAUAACAGAUUUGCUAAAGACACAAAUUACAUCUUCUUCUCUCAAUACAUGUCAGAAUUAAACCAAGUAAUUGAGAAAACACAAAUUUCAAUCCGAAAGUCUUUAUCAAAGCUUGAUACUGGAAAGGCAAUGACAUCUGAAAUGUUACAGAAUCCAGAUGUUCUGUCUAAUCUCCUUAAGAAUAAUGAGGCUUUACGCUUUAUGCAACCUAUUCGAGGAACUCCUGCGUAUUGGUCAGCUACUCAGAAAGAUCUUUUUGCAAUGCUUCGACAGCUAGGUAUUCCAACUUGGUUUUGUUCAUUUUCGGCGGCUGAGUUCAGAUGGGAUGAAAUUAUUGGAUCAAUUUUGCAUCAUGAUAAUGAUCCUAGAUCCCCGUCUGAUUUAGAUUGGUCAGAAAAAAGUGAAAUUUUGAGAAGCAAUCCAGUUACUGUGGCAAGAAUGUUUGAACAUAGAUUCCAUAUGUUUCAAAGGCAUGUAAUUUUAUCACCAUCAAAACCAAUAGGGAAUGUUAUUGACUAUUUUGUGAGAGUAGAAUUUCAACAAAGGGGUUCUCCACACAUGCACUGUUUGUACUGGGUUGAGAACCCACCGAAAAUUGAUGAAGACACUGAGGAAACUGUUUGUGAUUUCAUUGAUAGAUAUAUUACAUGUGCUUUACCUUGUGAAAAUGAUGACGCAGAGCUUCGAAGAAUUGUUCUAGGUGUUCAACAACACAGCAAAAGUCACUCAAAAUCCUGUAGGAGAAAGGGAACAGACUGUAGAUUCCACUUUCCAAGACCACCAUCAGAAAGAACAUUUAUCACAAGGCAAAGUGAAAAAGAUAUUGAGGAGUUGGAGGAUGGCAAAGGUUUGUCUAAAUCUCAAGCAAAAGAUAUUUUGUUGCGUGUUUGGGAUGAAGUUCUUGAUGAUAUGAAUGGAUGCAAGACAACAGAGGAAAUAUUCUCCAAUAUACAGUUAUCUGGGAGUCUUAUGAAGAAGCACAUAGGGUAUUAUCUGCAAAAUCAACUACUAUCUUGA